Oryzias latipes (Japanese medaka) is the source of this 1509-nucleotide messenger RNA. RefSeq names its product BRICK1 subunit of SCAR/WAVE actin nucleating complex (gene brk1). Gene Ontology annotation, cellular component: SCAR complex. Gene Ontology annotation, molecular function: protein-containing complex binding. Gene Ontology annotation, biological process: cell motility; actin filament organization; regulation of actin polymerization or depolymerization. Lineage: Eukaryota; Metazoa; Chordata; Actinopteri; Beloniformes; Adrianichthyidae. The record is from RefSeq and is a predicted model, not a curated record.
GCUUUAAAAACAAUCAAACAUAAUGUUAUGGGUCCAACUGCUCAUGAUUAACAACACUUUGAAGAAAGAAAUACACAGAAAUACAUUUUUAAGCUUAACUUUCUUGAUAUCUUUCCUCGAUUAUGAGAAAAUGUUAAAGGAACAUGUUAAAAACACCAUUUUCAUUGGAGUGGGACGGAAUUGUUGCCAUGGAUUAGCAGCCUUACACGAAGAACAAAUCAGAAAUUGUAUCUCCAUGCAAAAUCAAAUCAUUAUACAGGAUUUAUUGACAUUUUUGAAUUUUUCAUGGAUGAAAGUAGUGAUGAAUUUGCUUAAAAACUAUCUGGCUGCUGUAACGCAUUUUUCGUUUAACAUUUGUAAUAAAUAAUAUAAAUAGAAAAUGAGACUUCGGUAGAAUUUAAACUCUUGUCUCUGGAAACAGUGAGAUCAUUGCGACCGGCGCCCUCUGCUUCCUGGAUGAUAGCUAGCUUCGGUGCUCGGUACUGCGGGCGGAGAAUCAUCCAACAUGGCUGGCCAGGAAGACCCAGUUCAGAGGGAGAUUCACCAAGACUGGGCGAAUCGAGAGUAUAUAGAAGUCAUAACGAGCAGCAUCAAAAAAAUCGCCGACUUUCUGAACUCUUUCGACAUGUCCUGUCGAUCCCGCCUGGCCACCCUCAACGAGAAGCUGACAGCGUUGGAGAGAAGGAUCGAGUACAUAGAGGCCAGAGUGACAAAAGGAGAGACCCUGACCUAGAGAGGACCAUGGAUGGGACUUCAUGUUCUCCCUGAAUCUGUGUACCCAUCCAUCCACCACCCAGAGCUUUUGGACUGAGCGUUCUGGACUCCACCUUCCCUUUUUUAGGGGGGAUCAUCAUAAGGACCAUUUUUAUAUCUUGUGAUUGACCUUUGUUGUGUUGUCUUCAUGGCAGAAUUUUGAACAUAAAAUGAGUCCAUCUUUGGGGUGUGGCUGACUUCAUUGUUAUUUUUUAGAACAAAGUGGGAAUCAUCAAGUUUUGGUUUCAAAAUGAUAUUCAGAAAUGGACCUGCUCUAAACUUUAAGCAUGCAGUGUCAUAAACAAAUCAGAGAUUUAUAUAGAAAAAUAGGGGUCAAUUCUCAUGUGCCAAGUUGAACAAGUAAUUAGUUAGAGACCAUUGAGGAUAUUUGUACAGCAAAUGUUUCUGAAAAUAAAGGCAUUGCAUUGUUUGGCUCUAUUAUGUUUAACUGGACUACAAAAGUCCUACUGAUGUAAUUAUUAGGAAAUGUAUAAAGUUUAGUUAUAAGAAACAAAAUAAUAUUGUGCAUAUGGUAAGUUAGAACACGUUCAUUUUGUUCACAUCAAUCACAGCAAACUAAGGGAUGUAGGGGUUGUGUAUUUUGAAUUUUACAGUUUGAAAUUAUAGGUUUUCCUAAUGUCCUUUUUUGAUUCAAACUUUAUGAAAUAAGAUUUUUUUUCUUGUUUGUUUCAUGUUGGAAACGUGUAACAAAUCUGUAAACUACAACUCCCAAUUAAAUUAAAAAAAUGGCGGAAA